AUGUGCGAGACCUUUGUAUGGAAUCUGAAUGAUUCUGUCGUCACUCCUGAGCAUUUAGCGCAGACGCUCAUCAAGGAUUAUGUGCUGCCCCAGAAUCACCAAGUUGUCAUCAUGAGAGUGAUUCAGGAGCAGCUGAGCGACUUCAAGGUCCACAUCAGUGCCAGCGUGGGCGAC
This is a messenger RNA of Suillus plorans, 174 nucleotides long. RefSeq lists its product as uncharacterized. NCBI's taxonomy places the organism in Eukaryota, Fungi, Basidiomycota, Agaricomycetes, Boletales, Suillaceae. Gene Ontology annotation, cellular component: nuclear chromosome. The transcript has 2 exons. Gene Ontology annotation, biological process: chromatin remodeling. The record is from RefSeq and is a predicted model, not a curated record. The annotation marks the transcript as partial.